Messenger RNA from Branchiostoma floridae (Florida lancelet), 2494 nucleotides. Its product is annotated as lipoma-preferred partner homolog. The transcript has 11 exons. The record is from RefSeq and is a predicted model, not a curated record. Gene Ontology annotation, biological process: cell-cell adhesion. Bases 713 to 2407 code for a protein of 564 amino acids. Lineage: Eukaryota; Metazoa; Chordata; Leptocardii; Amphioxiformes; Branchiostomatidae. Gene Ontology annotation, cellular component: stress fiber; focal adhesion.
UCUGUCAUAGAGGAUGCAAGGACGGACGCUGGCUAGAACUCUGGAUUGGACCCAAUAACAAAAAUUUACAAAAACACAUGGCUUUACAAGAUUUAGGAACGCCACAUUCAAUUUAUCUCUUCCUUCUACCACAGGAAUUUUGAUGAACCAUAAUUUAUUUGACAAGAAUUCUUUGAAUUGAAGGUAUACAAGUGCUACUAACAGGAAUUUGAGAAAUUACUGUAUAAAAGCUGCCAACCUUAGCUUGUGUACCCAACCUGUGAAUGAUUAAUCAGACUAGCGUGUCUCAAGACGAGAUGGAAGAAUUCUUCAACAAUACACAAAGUCUUGAGACGUCCCAGAACAAGACCCACAGCCUUCGCAGCUCGCCUGCGAUUGGCCGGUCCAUCCGAGCGGGUCGGGAAUUCUUGACGAAACAUUCCUCACCUGCGUGUAAUGCCCGGAAUGUGGGGCGAGCGUCGUUCAAACAGGAUGUAAUGGUUCCAGCGACCUGGACUGGAUCAAACAGGAAGUCAGACGACCCCUGACCCUGACCCAACAUUGACACACCCCCCCCCCUUACUGUGUUAGCUUGGCGUGCAGACGGCAUAUGGUGUGUGUGAGUUGUGCUGCUGCGCUUGCCCCUGUUGUACUGUACAUGUGCCGAGCCGAUCUUGCGGAUAUGCCACUGUAAGGUUCGUUACUGUCUGCCACUGAACAAACUCAAUCCAGAAUGUUAAAGUUUUCUAAAACGGGCAAGACAGCCUCUCAAGAACAACUCCACAACACCAAGAUGUCUUCCCAGCGUCUUGAGCAGGACAUGGGGUCCCUCUCGCUCUCCGAGAAGUCACGCCUUCCCCCGACCACCGCCCCGACGUUCUACACUGGAGGAAAGAAGUUUGCACCGGUUGUGGCGCCCAAACCGAAGAAGUCCCAGGUCCAGGCAGCGUACCAGGCCCAGAAGACAACGGAGUAUUCUCCGACUGGUACGGGGGCAAGGACACAGGAGAACUAUGCAAGUUACUACUCGACCACCAGGCUUUACAUUGAAGAAGGAACAGAAGACGACCUUCCCCCACCCCCACCUCCCGCUUUUGAAGGAGUCCAGCCUGCAAGGUAUGAUGAUGAUGACUUCCCGCCGCCUCCCCCACCACAAGAGAUGACGUCAUACUCCAGCGAACCGCUACCGCCGCCUCCGAACGUCGGGGAAGACUCCUUCCCUCCCCCACCCCCCGAAACAUCGUACUCCAAGCGCUCCAAUGGCUACGCCGUCACCAGAACCCAGGAGCAGUACAACCCCUCCCCCACUAACCUCCCCUCAUCCACCUACUCCCCCUCCCCAGCACAAUCGUACUCUCCCCAACCCUCCCGUACCUACACCCCACCUUCCAGCACCCGCUCCUACUCCCCCACCACCCCCUCCCAGUCAACCUACAACCCCCCUCGUACCUACACCCCCCCUCAGAGCAACUACACCCCCUCGAACACUUACAACUCUUACAGUCCCACCAGUACCUAUUCUUCCUCUUCUUCUUCCUACUCUACUCCUGGUUCGUACAACCGAACGGCUGAGAAGUCCACAUCUCAGCCCUAUACCCCUCAGCAACCAAGGGUUAAUGUUAACCCCUCGCCGUCGUAUUCCUCGCCGAACUCCAACAUCCCGUCCUUCAAUGUGUCCGUGAACUCGCCGGUGGCCAACCCUGCGUCUCCGCAGCCGCAGAGGUCAGGCGGGGUCACGCUGACGAAGAGCCCUGAGGAGGAGCUCGACGUGCUGACGAAAUGUCUGGUGGACAAGAUGGAGAAUCCGGAGACGGACUUCUUUGGAGGGAUCUGUGGGAACUGUGGACAGAAGGUGAUCGUGGAUGAGGAGGGCUGCUCCGCCAUGGACAAGGUGUUCCACGUCAAGUGUUUCACCUGCACCACCUGUGGGGGCCGUCUGAGCGGCAAGCCCUUCUAUGCUAUGGAGAACCACCCGUAUUGCGAGGAGUGUUACAUCAACUCCCUUGAGAAGUGCUCCGUGUGCUCCAAACCCAUCAUGGAGAGGAUCCUGCGUGCCACAGGAAAGCCGUACCACCCUGCCUGCUUCACGUGUGUGGUGUGCGGGAAGAGUCUUGACGGAAUCCCCUUCACUGUUGAUGCCACCAACCAGAUCCACUGCAUCGAGGACUUCCACAAGAAGUUUGCCCCGCGGUGCUCAGUGUGCCAUGAGCCCAUCAUGCCGGAGCCUGGCCAGGAGGAGACCAUCCGCAUCGUGGCCAUGGACCGCAGCUUCCAUGUGGGCUGCUACAAGUGCGAGGACUGUGGGAUGGUGCUGUCCUCCGAGGCUGAUGGGCGGGGCUGCUAUCCCCUUGACGACCACAUUCUGUGCCGCGACUGUAACGCCAAGCGGAUACAGGCUCUGUCUGCACGGAUAUCCACUGAACUAUAGAACUCCAGACAGAAUCGGGGUGAACUCUACUUCUGUCUGCAUUCUACGUAACAUUGCAUCUACAUACUCUUUGGUAUGUACUACAGA